GCUUCUCCAAUGACCUAAACACAAUGCUGAUGUUGUUAAUGCAGUUACGCUGUUGUUCCGCUUAAGUAUGUUGCUGCCGUUGUGACCCACACAUAACUUAUCACUCCACACCUAACACUACCAAAAUGGCUGAUUACUUCAACUUCGAGUUUUUUGUGCACGCCCUAGAGUUUGUUGAUCCUUCUUUCGUAGAGGCGACUUUGGGUUUGCCGGACAGUACCCAUUUCCCAGUAAUACCCUACGCAAUUGCUUUCAGUUUUCUUGAUUAUCCUCUCAUACUGGUAUAUACGAAGCAAGGCGCUUUGGAGACUACCCCAAUCCCAUCCUACGAGUUUGUUACUUUCGACAGCGGCAAGGCUUGCGUUCUCCAAGCGGAUGCCGAUGAGCUGCGUUUCCUUGUUGAACAGACUCCACUCUAUGUAUCCCUAUUCCACGUCAAGACACUGCCCAAGCCAACUAUGCUUGCAGCCGGCCACACGCCGCUCCUCAUCAGCCCGGCGCCAAUGUCCAGCAGCGCCCAACAAGCUGGACCCAGCGGCGGCCCCGCCACAGCCCUCCAAAGCGCCGCCAUCCGCCAUGUGUCUCUCUUCAGCCCAUCAGGCCUGGAAGUCGGCACUGUACAUCUCAGCUGCCGUCUUACACACUACGGCCCUCGUGUUCCGCCCCUCUCCACCCUCAGCGUCCUGCCGCACUCCUCAGCCACCUUCACCUCCUCCACCUUAUCACGGCCAUUCACGGCACCCGGCACCCGACCCGACUCCUCCUUCGGCCCGGGCAUGCCUGCUGCUCCCGCUCAGCUGAUGACCCUAUCCCGCAGUGCCACUGCUACUGCUACCACCGCCUCCACAACCUCCACAACGGUAGCUGCUGCGACAGCCGCCGCGGCAGCAGCUGAGCUCCGUCGCCAGCGUCAGAAGGCUGUAGCUCACGCCUUGCAACCGCCUCAGCCGCCCUCGCUGUUCUUUGCUAACGACCCGCUGCUAGCACAGCAGCCACAGGCCUUCCUGCAUCGCGCCCAGGAUCAACUCGUACGGCAUCGCGAGGCCUUUAACGUGACCGCAACCGGCACCGGCUCAGCAGCAGGGGGAGCGAGGAGACAUGGUUGGACCCAACAGCAGCAGCAGCAGCAGCUAGGUGUACGGCCGUCGGCCUCCGAGGUCUUGGCGUCACAAGGGCAGUACGAAGCCCGUGCCAUGGGCCGAGGAGCGCAAGCGGAGGAUGACGAUAAGGAAGAAGACGAGGAGGAUGAGGACUACGAGGAGUUGCAGGAGGCGGAGGAGGAUGGCAUGGAAGAGGAGGCAGAUGAGAGGCAGCAACACCAGCACCAGCAGCGGCAACCAAGGCCAGGCCAGGAGCUCUUCCGUACGCUCUUCAUGCCUGACGCCACCGUCGCAACCAGCAGCGGCAGGCCAGCCACGGCGGGACAGGCGCCCGGUGGUGCCGCUCCCUUUCUGCUGUCCAACAUGCGCACACCGGAGGGACGAGAGGCGGCCCGCGGGGGCGGCGGCCGCAAAGGCGGAUCUCGGGGUGUUGCCGGAGUCAAACGUCCCUCAACAGCGCCGUCUAGCGGGGCCAAAGCGGCAAAACCCAAGGCGGCAGCAGGGCCAGCGGGGCAUCCGCCUCAUCAUCGAGCGCCACCGCCGCCGCCAAAGGUUGCCUGGGCAGCGCAGGGAGGGAACGUAGCCGCCGCUGCCGGGUCGGCUCCGAAACCAUUCGGGCGUGCGCCGUCGCCUGCAAGGGUGCUGCUUGCUGGCGGAGGCGCCAUUCCUCCGUACCGUCCGCAGCACCGACCAGCCGGGGCUGCCGCUGGCACUUCUGGCGCAGGUGCAGGCAGGCAUGGAAGCUUGCUGGAUGGCGCAGCUGCCAGGAAGGCCGCUGGCGCUGCUGGCAAGCAGCCUGACGCCGGCAGUCGCCGUCGGAGCUGCAGUCCGCCGUUGCAGGCGCGGCAGAAGUGGGAGGUGCCAGCGGCGGCGGCGGCGGCUCAGCGGCGACCGAUGACACCCGGCCGUACGACGCCGCAGCGGGCGUCAGCUGCGAACAGGAACCCGAGUCCGGCCCGCAAACCCCAACGGCAGCAGCAACAGCAGCUGUCGCCGCCGCGGCAGCAACUGGCGUUUUCAGGACGGACGCCGUCGCCGCCAAAGCGGCGCAGGACAUCACCCCUCCGCCGUCAGCCGGCGGCGGCGGCGACCGCUGCCGCUGACGCUUCAGCACGUCAUGAGGUUGAAGAUACCGACGUGACGUACGGCACAGUUAGCUUGGCGGCCGGAAUGGGAGACGAUGCUGCGUUGUCGCGGGAACAGCCCGAGGAGCCGUCAAGGAUGGAAGGCACGAGUACGGAUGCCAGCUAUGCUGACGAUGAUGACGUCAGCAGCACAUCGACAGCGGUUACGGAGGGCACGCGGCCACACCUCCCGCCACGCCGCCGUCGCCGCUGGACCGAUCCCCGGGCUACCGCCACCGCCGCCGCCGCCGCGGGCAGCGUUGACGGCGACUAUGCCGCUGAGGCGACGGCGAAGCGCACAGCUGCUGCGGGAACGAAUGCAGCUGGCGGCGCCGUCUACCAGAUGACUUCCGUCAUGAUGUGGGAGGUGAUGAGCUUGGUUACCAUGCGGACGGUCUUGUCGCAGGCGAUAUCCGCAAUGGGCGGUCAGAUGAGCGGCAUGGCGACGCAGCUGGCGGCGCAAGCGGCGGCGACGGCCAUGCAGCAAGUGUCGUCGGCGACGGCGACGGCGGCGGCCGCUGCCACGGCAGCGACGCAGCCUUUCGCAAUGGCGCAGCAAUACGCCGCCGCUGCCGCGGCGGCGGGAGGAAUGCAGCCGCCAGCGGCGGCGGCGACGUCAGGGCCGCAGCAACCGGGCAUGGUGCCGUACAUGCUGAGUCCGCAGAUGAUGGCGAACAUGCCGCCGGGUAUGCCCAUCCUCUUUCCCCCGCAGCAUCCCACUGGUGCGCCAAUGCAGGCUCAGCCGCAGCCGCCGUACGGCAGCACGCAACAGUACGGCAUGGGGGCAACGGCGCCGUACAUGUCAGGCUGGCAGCAGGCGUCAGCAGCGCAGCAGCAGGGACCCCAGCAGCAAGUCUCAGCACCCCAACAGCAGCAGCAGCAGCCGCAGCCGGAGGGCACAGCUGCUGCUGCUGCCGGAGGAGGCGGCGCGAUGGACAGAAAGCGGGGCUCCACCGACCGAGGAAGCUCCCGGACGUCCAACAACUCGAGCGGAGGGGUAACCCCCUCACUCACGCGGAUGGUCUCCGUCUCCGUCCGCCCGGCGCCUCCCAAACCACACCAACAGCAGCAGCAGCCGCAACGCCGCCUCAGUCGUAGCGGCAGCCGUACCUCCACCGCGCCUUCCACUGUCUACAGCUCCGAGUUCGCCUCAGAGCCCACCUCACCCGUCGGCGACACGCGGCAGCAGCAGCGGCCGCGUCUCAGCCUGGCUGUCGCAGAGGAGGUUCCCUCGGACCCCGAGCUGGAGGAUAAGGUGGAGGCGGCGGCAGGCGGCGCUAGGGCGGGUGGCUCUGCGGGAGGUGCGGGCAGGGCCACCUCUCCUGGCGGCUGGGUGAAGGACAACCAGCCGUCGGCGGCGGUACAACCACCCAUCAGGUCGGUUGACUCCUACUACAGCUCCGCCUACGAGGAGGACUUCGACGCCGAGGAUUCCGAGCUGCCUGCUACAACCAGCCUCCUCCGUCGUACAAGCACCCUAUCUCGCGGCGGCGGGCAUGGCAGCAGCAGCCGCAAGACCACGGCCGACCGGGACCAUCGGUCCACGCUUGACGAGGAGGACGAUGUGCUGACGGAGGUGGCGGAGGAGGAGGAGGAGCAGCAGCAGCAGCAGCCGGCGGGGAGGUACGGUAGCGGAGGUGGCGCAGCCGCGGGCGGCAGCGGCGGGGGAGCUGCGCCUGCGGCGGGGCCGUGGGCCCAGCGGGAGCGCUCCCGCAGCAAGGUCGCGUUCCAGGUGCCGGAGGCGAAGCCAGCGGGCCGCAGUGAGUCGUACAGCAUCUCCCUGAGCAUCAGCGAGGAGUCGGAUGUGGGCCCUCUGCCCAACCUGCGGCGAGCCAACAACGCAGUAGUGACGCAGGUGCAAGCGGUGGAUCCCGCCGAGACCGCUGACACGCUGCUGACGGACAUGGACGACCUGCUGGCCUCAGCGGACAUUCGCGCCUCAGCCAACUCCAAGCUCUCUGAGCCGUCAGGACCGGCUGCCACGCUGGCGCGACCCAUGGUUCACCGCAGGGAGCGUCAGGAAUCGAUCAAGGAGUCCGAAUACUCCGCCCUCUUCUCCUCCGUCUCCUCCUCCAACCUCAGUGAGGAGGGCGGACACCGGGGUAAGCCAGCAGUAGUAGCCGCUGUACAGCAACAACAGCAACAGCAGUACGGCAGGUCUCAGCAGCAGCAGCAGCGCCGUACCUCCACCACGAGCUCCCCGCUGCUCUCCGACGACAGCGACUUCCUGAGCGAUGACGCCAAGGCAGCCAAGCAUGCGGCGAACGCUCGCGCUGCUGCUGCCGCCACUGCUGCUGCGGCUGCGGCAGCAGCAGCCGGCGCUAAACGCCAGGGCAAGACGGCCGCCAAGGCCGCCAGCUCCUCCGGUUCCUCCUCCUCUCCGCUCUUCAGCUCCUCCUCCUCCAUCUCCUCCUCAGCCUCCUCAAUCAACAUUGUGGGCAGCGCGCCCAGCCGUGGCGGUGGUGGUGGUGGCGGCAGGGGUGGCGGCAGCGUGCAACGCAUGUUGAUGCACCACAGCAGCACACUGUCGAUUGGAGCAGCCCGAAGAUCUGCCGCGGAGCUGCCCCCGGCUUCGGAGCGACGCAGUGCGCGCGCCAAGACCAGUGGCAUCUCCUUCAGCCUCGAGGAAAUGGAGGUCGAGCACAGCGAAGACGCGGACGACUACGAAGUCGACUUUGAUGAUGAAGAUCUGGACGAGGAGAUCGCGGUUGGCCUCAGUGGCGGCGGCGCCGCGUCGUCGUCCAUGAAUCGCGGCGGCGGCGGAGGAAGAUACGGAGGCGGCGCCGCUUCAACUUCCUCGACUGGCAGGCCGCAGACGCGGUACGGCGGUGGGUCGUCAGCAGCCGCCACGCCAGCUCCCGAGCCGACUAGGCCUGCUGCUGCAGACCGUCCCACAACGGGGCAUGGGGGCGGCUCGGCUGCUGCAAAGGGUGGGGCAGCAGCUGCUGGCGGCCGACGCAACGCGGAUUCCCUUGGGGACACUCUGGACCUGAUGGAAGCGAUCGAGAACCUGUCGACCGAUGGCGAUGACGACGAGGAUGAGGAGGACGAUGGACCGGGACCCAUGGGUCGUGGUGGAGGGGCGCGAGGAGGGGGCUAUGUGGGUGGAGGUGGUGGUGGGGGGUACGGUGUUAGCGGGUAUGCGGGCGGUGGAUAUGGUGGUGGCGGUGGAGGGGGUUAUGGAAGUGGCGGCGGGUAUGGAGGAUACCGGGGCGGUGGUGGGUAUGGCGGGUAUUACUAAGAAAGUGGUUGUGAGGAAAGGAGCGUAGGGCGCUUUCAAUUGCAUUUUACUGGGACGCACACAGGGCGAUGAGAGAAGGGGAUGAGAGCUUUGGGCAGCGGCGCAGGAUGCGAGCGGUUAAGAGUGCAAACUCGUUUGUAUAAACUUCACCGAGGCUGCGUACAUAUAUUCGUCUGUUAAUAAAAGGUAUUGUGGACAAUGCGAAGUUACGCUUCCAAGUACGUAAGGGAAGGUACGUCUAACCGAAGUUGUACAAGACGGGAGGGCUAAGAGUGGCGGUAAACCCGGACAAUCAACAUGUAAUUAAGCCUGUAGUUUUAUGCAUAAAGCACGCCUUCAGUAUAGGGGCUUCGACGACGGCUGACUGCGGCUCUGAUGUCGACUGCUGCCUACAACGUUUUUCUAAUAGCGUACUUGUGUCGUGGGACAAUUAACUCACAGUUUGAUUUGCUGUGGAAGUGACCGGCAUCAAAUCGAGGGGCCUCUGGAGUACAAGCAGUGGUCCUUUCAGAUGCCAUCGCAUCCGUACACGUCACAUCUAGGCCGACCCUUCUCAGCAUUAGGAACUAUCACAACGGAUACUUUAUGCACAUGAAUCCCGAGCAGCUUCUCCUCAUUUUGACAACUUUUCUCCAGCUAGUGGUUUCCGAGCCUGGCAGCGAAGAAGCCUUCAGUUUCUGAGGAGCGGUCUAAGUUUGACGUUAACAUAUACUGCGUACUAGGAGCUUUCUGCAUAUCCGGUUUUCUGGUCAUUUGGCUCGGCAAGACUCCAAAUUACUAUCCGUCUAUCCGCCCCGUUUUGGCGCUGUUACGAUUCUUCGGCAGUGAACUAUCUGUAUCGAACUCAUGGGGAACAAGGAAGGCUCAGUGAUACAGUUAAUGCUUGGUGCUGCAAGAAGCUUGUCCCGGCGCUUUUCCGCGGCGCUGGGCCGUCUGCGGCCCAAACCACGCGAGGUUGAGCGGGAGCCCUCGUCAUCAGAAAGAGAAGACUCACGAUCACACCGUUCCCCUUGGGAAUGGGUGCCGGGCCGCGCAAACGUGGAGGAGCACAAAUGCAGCCGUCUGGCACUGAGCAAGUCCUCAGUCAUCAUGUACCGCAAUCAUCACCACGGAAUGGAUAAGCAACUGUCUCGAGGCUUAGUUUCCCCGCCAGUCUCCAUUACCGUCAGACCUUCCAAACAGCAUCUGAAUGUGACUCCUACACCCCCUCCCGAGGAGGAGGCCACCGACACAGCGGGCGAGAAACUGCCUUGGGCGGGCGCCGACGUUCCUCUGCAACAAUACAGCCUGCAGAAAAUCCCGCUUCACCAACAGCCACAGCAGCAGCCGCAGCAGCCGCAGCAGCCACAGCAGCCGCAGCCACAGCAGCCACAGCAACGCCAGCCGUUGCACCAACAGCCGUCACGGACGCUUCUCAGUAACAAUGGCGGCUGGACAGCGGAGGUGGAGAGCGCGUUGAGGUCUGCAAACCGCACAGGUCCGGCCGGAAUGGCACGGUCGCAGAGCAACCCAAACAGCUUUUCCGGCCACACCACUGUCACGCGGACGACGGAAGAGAGGACGCUGACCACCCGGGUAACCCUGACGCGUGUAGUACCGCACACCGGUUGAUGGUGCCUCUGGAUAGCGUUGGUGUCGUGCACAUGACUAAAAUGACGGGACAAUUGUACGGCACUUCCCGG
Messenger RNA from Astrephomene gubernaculifera, 7147 nucleotides. NCBI's taxonomy places the organism in Eukaryota, Viridiplantae, Chlorophyta, Chlorophyceae, Chlamydomonadales, Astrephomenaceae. The record is from the annotation of a GenBank genome assembly.